UUGUGUUUUUAUUUGCGCAUUUCGUCUAAAAGAUUUAAGAAGAAGAACAGGAUAGCGAACAUUGUGUUAAAAUAAAUAUUAAUUUAAGACGGAAAGUUUUCCGAUAAAAAGAUCUCAUCUCAUAAGAGAUUAAAUACAAUCUACAUAAUGUUACAGUAAAAUUUUAGUACUACAGGCAUGUAAUCUGUGUAGAACGUAAAAAACGUCAUAUUAAGGGGUUAAACAUCUUGUAUGAUUCGCAAAUAUAAUGAUCCAUAUCUAUCAACUAAUCGUAGGUUUUGCCCCUAUCGAGAGAACACGUAAAGUCCAUAUAAACAAGGUGCACAAUGAUUGCAUGGAAUUAUUUGCUUAUUUCCAUAAUAAACUCGUAGAAGCCUUAGUAAAAUGCACCAAGAACUCCCUCGAAUUAUUAAAGAGAAAAAUACGAGACGAUUUCAUAUCGUUGGAUAUAGAAUUGAUCUUGAUCGAGGAAACGUAUACGUUAAUGGGGAGGUUCAACAUCUCUAUUUCGAAGGAGGAACAGGAUAUUGUGGACAGUUUACGGUACAAUUUUACAAACAUGUUGAACACGGCGAAACAGGUACAAACAAAGAUAUGCGAAAUGCAAGAGCCAUUGAAAAAGGAACUGACGGAUGGUGUUGCGAUAUUUAAGCAACAAGUAAUUCAUUUUGAUCUCGAUUUUGAGCUGAAUGGUCCUAUGGUUGAGGGAAUACCGGCUAAAGAAGCUAGUGAUCGGCUCAUAUUCUUUCAAGCUCUUCUCGAAGAGUUAUGGGAGAAGUACGAAACUUACAGUAGCGGGGAAAGUUUAUUCGGCAUUGAAAUAACAGACUACCCUGCUCUUCAUCAAAGGAAGAGGGAAAUUAAUUUACUGCAGAAGUUAUACUCCUUGUAUUUGCAAGUGAUACGAACGAUCGACGGUUACUACGAGAUACCUUGGUCAGACAUCGAUAUCGAAUCUAUAAUGACUGAAUUAGCCGAUUUUCAGAACAGAUGUCGGCGAUUACCAAAGGCUAUGAGAGACUGGCCAGCUUAUAUCGAGCUGAAGAAGAAGAUCGAUGACUUCAACGAGACUUGCCCAUUGUUAGAGAUGAUGGCUAAUAAAGCGAUGCAAGAAAGACACUGGGAAAGAAUGUCGAAGUUGUGCAAAUACCACUUUGACGUCGAGUCGGAGACUUUUACUUUGGCUAGCGUGAUGCAGGCACCUUUGUUGAAGUACAAAGAUGAAGUUGAGGAUAUAUGCAUAAGCGCGGUGAAGGAGCAAGAUAUAGAGAGUAAACUGAAUCAAAUUAUAGCAGAAUGGGCUACCGUAGAUUUACAGUUCUCCACGUUUAAGCAAAGAGGAGAAUUACUUUUAAAAGGCACAGAAACGAUCGAGAUAAUAUCUCAACUGGAAGACAGUUUAAUGAUCAUCAGUUCACUCCUGGCAAAUCGAUAUAAUGCGUAUUUCAAAAAGGACAUACAAUUGUGGCAAAAUAAGCUCAGCAACACCUCCGAAAUUUUAGCAAAAUGGUUGACUGUACAGAAUUUAUGGGCUUAUUUAGAAGCGGUGUUCAUUGGCGGUGAUAUAUCGAAACAACUCCCAGCAGAGGCGAAACGUUUCAAUAAUAUCGAUAAAGCUUGGGUGAAGAUAAUGUAUCGAGCACGUGAAAACGUGAACGCAGUGGAAACAUGCACAGGAGACGAAACAAUGGGACAAUUCUUGCCACAUUUAUUGGAACAGCUGGAAUCGUGUCAGAAGUCUCUCAGCGGAUACUUGGAAACAAAACGAAGCGUAUUUCCAAGAUUUUGCUUCAUAUCAGAUCCCACCUUGUUGGAAAUACUUGGUCAAGCAGCAGAUUGCCAUACCAUACAGAAAUAUCUCGAUGGUUUCUUCGACAACACAGCAAGAUUAGAGUUUCACGAAAAAGAGUAUGAGAGGAUUGUAGCUAUGUAUUCGCGCGAAGGCGAGAAGGUACUAAUGGAGAAGGAUGUUAUAUGUUCAGGGGGUGUAGAGAACUGGUUGAACACUUUGUUAGCGGUUCAUCAAUUCUCAGUUGGCAGUGUAAUCUCCCAAGGGCUGCAAGCUCUCACCUACGAAGAGUUUGACGUUAUACAAUUGAUAGACAAUUCGAUUUUACAAGUAGGCCUAUUAGUCUUGCAAGUUUUAUGGACUCGCAACUCUGAAAUAGCUCUCAAUACAGUAAGACGAGACAGAACCAUAAUGAAGCGAACGAAUCAAUGGUUCCUCGAAUUAUUAAACAGUCUCAUUGAAGUGACUGUUAAGGAUUUGUCGAAAUACGCGAGAGCAAAAUACGAGGCCUUGAUUACUAUUCAUGUGCAUCAGAGAGACAUAUUCGACGAAAUGUGUCAGAUGAGAGUUCGCAAUGUGCACGACUUCGAGUGGUUGAAGCAGUGUAGAUAUUAUUACGAUACCGAAACAGAAGAUGUUCCUAUAAAAAUCACAGACAUAGAUUUUGUUUAUCAGAAUGAGUUUCUAGGUUGCACUGAUCGACUCGCCAUUACGCCUCUUACCGACAGAUGCUACAUAACGUUAGCUCAAGCUGUAGGUAUGAAUUUUGGAGGUGCACCAGCGGGACCAGCUGGGACUGGCAAAACAGAAACCACAAAGGAUAUGGGGAAAGCCCUUGGAAAGUACGUGGUGGUAUUUAAUUGCUCGGACCAAAUGGAUUUCCGCGGUUUGGGCAGAAUAUUUAAAGGAUUAGCCAUGGCCGGAGCGUGGGGCUGUUUCGACGAGUUUAAUCGCAUCGAUUUGCCGGUUCUAUCCGUCGCUGCUCAGCAAAUAGCGAUCGUACUCACAACAAGAAGGGAAAGAAAAACAAGUUUCCUUUUUAGUGACGGUGAAGUAUACAAAUUAAACUACGAGUUUGGGAUCUUCAUUACUAUGAAUCCUGGCUACGCUGGUCGCCAAGAGUUGCCAGAAAAUUUAAAGAUACAAUUUAGAAGCGUUGCUAUGAUGGUUCCCGAUAGACAAAUUAUUAUGCGUGUAAAAUUAGCAGCCUGUGGCUUUAAGGAGAACCUUUUACUAGCACGAAAAUUUUUUACUUUGUACAAACUAUGCGAAGAACAAUUAAGCAAACAAGUGCAUUAUGAUUUCGGUCUGAGAAACAUUUUAUCCUGUUUGCGAACUCUUGGUGCGCAGAAACGAGCGAAUCCCACCGAUUCUGAAGAGACUACCUUAAUGAGAGUUUUAAGAGACAUGAAUCUAUCAAAGUUGGUAGACGAAGACGAACCCUUGUUUAUGUCUCUCAUCGAAGAUAUGUUCCCAGGAAUCAAACUCAGAGUUCAAACAUACAAGGACCUGCAGAAAGCAAUUGCAAAUGCAACUGCCGCUCUUGGCAUAAUGAAUCAUGCAGAGUGGAAUUUGAAAACAAUUCAAUUAUACGAAACGUCUUUGGUUCGUCAUGGUUUGAUGGUGCUCGGACCAACAGGAUCCGGGAAAACCAUGUGCAUGUGGGCUCUUAUGAAAGCUUUAACAGAAAUGGGCAUGCCCCAUAAAGAAGUCAGAAUGAAUCCCAAAGCCAUAACCGCGUCUCAGAUGUUUGGUAGACUGGAUGUAGCGACAAAUGAUUGGACAGAUGGAAUUUUCUCUACUAUAUGGAGAAGAUCGACACAGACGAAGAAAACAGAAAAUUUAUGGAUGGUCUUGGAUGGCCCUGUGGAUGCUGUAUGGAUUGAGAACUUAAAUUCGGUGCUGGAUGAUAAUAAGACAUUGACUUUAGCGAAUGGCGAUCGUAUAAUUAUGGCGUCGAACACUAAAUUGGUCUUUGAGCCAGAUAAUGUCGAUAAUGCAUCGCCAGCCACGAUAUCCCGCAUGGGAAUGGUGUUUAUAAGCGCUUCUGUUCUAAAAUGGACCCCCAUUCUACAAGGGUGGUUCAAGACACAACCGCCUGCACAAGUAGAAGUGUUGAAUAAUUUCUUUAAUAAAAUUUACAACGAUGCUCAUACCUUCGUUCAAACGAAGCUUCCGACAACAAUGCAUCUCCUGGAAGCUCUUUAUAUAAGGCAAUGUAUCGAUCUAUUGGAUGGUUUGCUUGGUACAAAUAAAGAUACGGCUAGUACGUAUUUUUUAUCCAUAUACUCAGAGUAUCACAUCGAAAAGAUAUUCCUAUUCUCGCUAAUGUGGAGUCUGGGAGCGGUAUUGGAAUUAGACGAACGUAACGCAUUGCAGGAGUUCCUACUUAAUCAUCAAUCGAAAUGUAAUUGGCCAAAAUGCAAGGAAGAUGAAACUAUCUUUGAAUAUCUGGUGUCAGACGAUGGCCAGUGGAUUCAUUGGUCCGAAAAGGUCCCAGAAUUUAUCUAUCCUUCGGACGAAGUUUUAAAAUAUUACACUAUUUUAGUCCCUAACAUAGAUAAUGCAAGAACCUUAUUUUUGAUCGAUAUCAUUGCAAAACAAGGAAAAGCAGUGCUGCUAAUAGGAGAGCAAGGAACGGCGAAAACAGUCAUGAUCAAAAGCUUCAUGUCCCAUUACGAUCCAGAAGAACACCUAUUCAAAUCUUUUAGUUUUUCUUCUGCAUCAACCCCUAAUAUGGUUCAGCGAGUGUUUGAGAGCUACGUCGAGAAAAGGGUGGGUACCACUUACGGACCGCCAGGUGGUCGGAAAAUGACCAUUUUCAUCGACGAUAUAAAUAUGCCUGAGAUAAACGAAUGGGGUGAUCAAAUUACAAACGAGAUAGUUCGUCAACUGAUGGAGUAUAAAGGAUUUUAUUCCCUGGAUAAGCCAGGCGAUUUCUGCAUUAUACAGGAUAUUCAGUUGUUAGCAGCUAUGAUCCACCCUGGCGGCGGUAGAAACGAUAUUCCACCACGGCUCAAGAGACAAUUCAAUAUUUUUAACUGUACAUUACCAUCCAACAAAUCUAUGGACACGAUUUUCAGAAGUAUUGGACAAGGAUAUUUCUGUAGUACUAGAUUCGACGAGAAUAUUGUAAGCUUUCUGCCAAAAUUAAUACCUUUGACGAGAGUUCUAUGGCAGCAGACUAAAAGUAAAAUGUUACCAACGCCAGCGAAGUUCCACUAUAUUUUUAAUUUAAGAGACUUGUCACGAAUAUGGGAAGGCAUUCUCAGAAUAGAAAGAGCUGAAUGUGAUUCUAGAAGCAGACUAUUAAAGCUUUGGGAACACGAAUGUACUCGAGUGAUUGCAGAUCGAUUUACGAAUAACGAGGACACCCAGUGGUUCAAAAGUACAUUAAGAAAAACUGCGGAGAAAAUGUUGGGUUCUGAUUUUAAUUUCUAUAUACCAGUCGAAACAUAUUUCGUGAACUUUCUACGCGAACCGCCGGAACCUACUGGAGAUGAACCGGAAGACUUCGUCUUCGAGGCGCCAAAGAUUUACGAAGAGAUUCCAAGUUAUGAGGAUGUGAUUGCGAAAGUUCGACAAAACAUGGAUCAAUUCAACGAAUACAUUCGGGGGAUGCACCUGGAUCUAGUAUUCUUUCACGAUGCUUUGGUGCAUCUGAUUCGAAUAUCGAGAAUCCUAGGUGUUCCUCGAAGUAACGCGAUGCUAGUAGGUGUUGGAGGAUCAGGCAAACAGAGUCUGACUCGGCUGGCCUCUUUUAUUGCUGGUUUUAGUUUCUAUCAAAUUACGUUAACCAGGAGUUAUAGUGUUACAAGCUUAUUGGAGGAUUUACGAAAAGUGUAUAGUGCAGCUGGUGUAGGAAGCAAAGGACAAACGUUCAUAUUUACCGAUAAUGACAUAAAGGAGGAAGCUUUUCUGGAAUAUAUUAAUAAUAUCUUGAGCGUUGGUGAAGUUGCAAAUCUAUUUCCAGCAGAUGAACUUGAUGAGAUUUUGACGACGGUGACGCCUAUGAUGAAGAAGGAUGAUCCAAGGCGUCCACCCACUCCUGAUAAUCUUUACGAUUAUUUCCUGUCACGUGCGAGAGAUCAGUUACAUGUGAUCUUGUGUUUUUCACCAGUUGGUGAGAAGUUCAGAUCACGAGCACUGAAAUUCCCUGGUCUUAUAUCCGGUUGCACCAUGAACUGGUUCUGGAGAUGGCCAAAAGAUGCUUUGUACGAAGUCAGUGAUCAUUUCUUAAAAAAAUAUAAAGUAAUGUGUAGUGCAGAGAUAAAACAACAGUUGAUGGAAGUUAUGGGAGAUAUACAUCAUGAUGUGAAUGACGUUUGCACACAAUAUUUCGAUAGAUUCCGAAGAGAAGUAUACGUAACACCAAAAUCAUUUUUAACAUUCCUAAGCGGAUAUAAAGUACUUUACAAACAACGUUUGGAUAAUAUUAAUAUCCUCUCGUAUCGUAUGAGCAGUGGUUUAAGUAAGUUAAUCGAUGCUGCAGGCCAAGUCGAUGAAUUGCGUAAAGUUUUGGAACAAAAUCAACAAGAAAUCGCUGAGAAGAAUGUGCAAGUCGAAGCUAUUUUAGUUACUGUGAAUGAAAAGAAGAGCGAAGCGGAAGCGGUGAAAGCACAAGUGCAGGUUUCUAAGGACGAAGCAGAAACUAUCUUGAAAGUGAUCGCGAAAGAAAAAGCGGCAGCAGAACAGAAAUUGAAAGCUGCGGAGCCUGCUUUAUUGGAAGCAGAGGCUGCCUUGCAAACUAUAAAAGCUGCUGACAUUGCCACAGUAAGAAAACUAGGAAAACCACCAUAUUUAAUUACUCUUAUUAUGGAUUGCGUGUUAAUACUGUUUGGAAGAAGAUUGGAACCAGUUAAACCUGAUUACGAACGACAAUUUUUAACUCCUUCGUGGUCUGAAGCUUUAAAAGUGAUGGCUGAUACUAGAUUUUUAUACAAUUUGCAAAAUUUCCCAAAGGAUAAUAUCAACGCCGAAACCGUCGACUUAAUGCGACCAUACUUAAAUUAUCAUUUGUAUACUUAUGAAGCUGCGAAGCAAGCUUGCGGAAACGUUGCUGGUCUCAUUCAGUGGACCAUCUCAAUGGUUACAUUCUACGGAAUAAAUAAAGAUGUUCUUCCACUAAAAGCGAAUUUGGCUGUGCAAGAAAGUAAAUACGAGAAAGCGAAUCGAAACUUAAUGGAAGCUGAAAGUGUCUUGAGAGAGAAAGACGAAGAUUUGAAAGUGGUACAACAAGAGUUCGAUGCUGUGAUGGAAGAACGUCAAAAAAUAGUCGAUUUAGCAGAAAUAUGUCAAGCGAAGACAGACACAGCCACAGCAAUGAUCGAGGGACUUUCUGGCGAAAGAAUAAGAUGGACGGAGCAAAUUGCUAUCUUUAAAUCGGAAAUAGAUCGUCUAGUCGGCGAUGUAUUGAUUCUAAUAGGUUUCUUAUCAUAUUGCGGGCCCUUCAAUCAAGAAUUCAGGACUCUAUUGCAGAGACAAUGGUUUGAUUUUAUCCAAGCCCGAAAGAUUCCGAUUUCCCUCGUAAUAAAUAUUACGGCUACUUUGACUGAUACUGCUACUAUUGGAGAGUGGAGUUUGCAAGGUCUUCCAACGGACGAUUUGUCCAUUCAGAAUGGAAUUAUAGUAACGCAAGCAACCAGAUAUCCCCUCUUAAUCGAUCCUCAGCUACAAGGUAAAGCAUGGAUCAUGAAGAAAGAAGAAGAAUUUCAAUUGCAGGCAACGUUACUCACACAUAAAUAUUUUAGAAAUUAUUUGGAAGAUUGUGUUUCUCUGGGUCGUCCAUUGUUAAUCGUCGACGUAGGAGAAGAAUUGGAUCCUGUUUUGGACAAUUUGCUGGAAAAGAACUUUAUAAAGAUAGGAACUUCUUUGAAGGUAAAGUUAGGCGAUAAAGAAGUGGAUAUUCAUAAGGAUUUUAGACUUUAUAUUACUACGAAGUUACCCAAUCCAUCGUAUACGCCAGAAAUAUUUGCACGUACUGCUAUAAUCGAUUUUACUGUCACUAUAAAGGGAUUGGAAGAUCAGUUAUUAGGAAGAGUAAUCCUAACAGAGAGAAAGGAACUUGAAAACGAAAAAACACAGUUGAUAGCAAAUGUAACUGCGAAUAAUAGAAAGAUCAAAGAAUUAGAAGCUAAUCUUCUACAAAAAUUGACGACCGUAGAAGGACCUUUGAUAGAAGACGUAGAACUAAUGUCUGUACUAAAUAUCACGAAACAAACAGCUGCCGAGAUAAACGAGCAGUUAAGCAUCGCAAAGGAUACAGAAUUAAGAAUCGAUUUAGCUCGAGAAGAAUUUCGACCAGUAGCAACACGUGGCAGUGUUUUGUACUUUUUAAUUUGCGAUAUGUCUUUGGUUAAUUGCAUGUAUCAAACGUCGCUCGUUCAAUUCUUAGAACGUUUCGACCUUUCUAUGGAAAGAUCUGAGAAGAGUCCAGUUAAUCAACGUAGAAUCAAUUUCAUUAUUGAAUACCUCACAUAUGAAAUCUUCAAGUACAAAGCAAGAGGUCUUUACGAAAUUCAUAAAUACAUGUUCAUCUUAUUGAUGACGUUAAAGAUUGAUUUACAACGUGAUGUUAUUUCUCACGAUGAGUUCCAGUAUUUUAUCAAAGGUGGUGCAGCCUUGGACUUAAACACUGUUGCACCAAAACCUUGCAAAUGGAUUACAGAUGUUACCUGGUUAAAUUUGAUUGCACUUUCUGCCUUAAGACAAUUUCAAUACAUUCCUUCUCAAGUACCAGCUUCUGAAAAGGUUUGGAAGCAAUGGUUUGAUAAACCUACUCCGGAGGAAGAAGUGAUACCUGAUGGUUAUAACAGUUUAGAUACUUUUCGACGUUUAUUGUUAAUUAGGGCAUGGUGUAUUGAUAGAACACUAUCACAAUCAAGAAAAUACAUAUCAACUUCAUUAGGAGAAAGAUAUGCAGAGCCUGUAAUUACUCUUUUGGAUGUAAUGCACAGUGAAUCAAGACCAAAUACUCCCAUGAUUUGCUUCUUGAGUAUGGGUUCUGAUCCUACACCCAGUAUAGAACACCUUGCUAAAAAAUUGGAGAUUAUGUGUAAAAGUAUCUCAAUGGGACAAGGACAAGAAGUUCAUGCAAGAAAAUUGAUUCAAAGUGCAAGCACUGAAGGUUACUGGGCAUUGUGUCAAAAUUGUCACUUAGGUUUGGACUAUAUGCAAGAAUUAGUUAACUUCAUUUUGGAAAUGGAGGAACCACAUCCAAAUUUUCGUAUAUGGAUUACUACAGAACCACACAAGGACUUUCCAAUAUCUCUUUUGCAAAUGUCCAUAAAAUACACUUAUGAGCCUCCACAAGGUGUGAGAGCAGGUUUGCUUGCCACAUAUAGUGGAAUGAGUCAAGAAAUGUUAGAUCAAUGUGAUGCUCCACAAUAUAUACCAAUUAUAUACACAGUAUCGUUUUUACAUACUAUUGUGCAAGAGAGAAGAAAAUUUGGACCUCUUGGUUGGAACAUACCAUAUGAAUUUAAUCUAUCAGAUUGGCUGGCAUCCUGCAUGUUCAUUAACAAUCAUUUGAGUGAUUUUGAUGUAAAACAAGGAAUAAGUUGGCACACGAUAAGAUACAUGAUAGGAGAGGUGCAGUAUGGAGGUCGUGUUACGGAUGAUUAUGACAAAAGGUUGUUGAACACAUUUGCAAAAUUAUGGUUUUUAGAUGCAAUUUUUUCAGAGGACUUUGUAUUCUACAAAGGAUACCCUGUUUUAGUUUACAAACAAGUUACAGACUACCUGAAAGUAAUUGAUGAAAUGAGUUCCAUAGAUCCACCACAAGUUUAUGGUUUGCAUCUUAAUGCAAACAUUACAUAUCAAGGUAAUACUACACAAGCUGUUUUAGAUACUAUAAUAUCUGUACAACCAAAGGAAGCAGGUGUAGGUGGUGGUGAAUCUAGGGAAGUAAUUGUAUCUAGACAAGCAAAGGAAAUGUUAAAGAAAUUGCCACCAAGUUAUGAUCCAUUUGAAGUAAAACAGAGAUUGCGAAUAUUGGGUGCCACUGCACCAAUGACUAUUUUUCUGAAACAAGAAAUUGAUAGAAUACAAGUAGUUAUUACAUUAGUGGACGUUAUUUUAAAAGAUCUUUUACUUGCUAUAGAAGGUGUUAUUAUAAUGAGCGAGGAAUUGAGAGAUGCUCUUGAUAAUAUAUAUGAUGCUAGAGUACCAAAAGCAUGGAAAGCAAAAUCAUGGGAAUCUACCUCUCUUGGUUUUUGGUAUACUGAACUACUGGACAGAAAUAAACAAUUUUCUACUUGGUUGCACACUGACAGACCUGCCAAAUUCUGGAUGACUGGAUUUUUCAAUCCUCAAGGAUUUCUAACUGCAAUGAGGCAAGAAGUAACAAGAGCUCACAAAGGAUGGGCAUUGGAUAAUGUAACUUUACAUAAUGAAGUUUUACGGUAUACAGCAGAAGAAAUUAAAGUUGCACCUCAAGAGGGAGUUUAUAUAUAUGGACUAUUUCUUGAAGGGGCUGGUUGGGAUAGAAGGAAUAAUAGACUGUGUGAAUCAGCAAAUAAAGUUCUAUAUGUAUUAAUGCCUGUCAUUCACAUCUUUGCUUUAUAUAAUAUUCCUGAUAAAGAUCCAAAAUUAUAUCAGUGUCCAGUGUAUAAAAAACCACAAAGAACCUACGUGCUAUUGGUUACACCACUUUGGUUGCAAACAAGCAGACCACCAGAAUUCUGGAUCUUGCGCGGGGUAGCUCUAUUAUGUGAUAUAAAAUAAAAGUAUUUGUAUCUCUUUUCUUAAAUUAACAUGCUUCAAGAGAAUAUAUAAUAUGAUGCAAAUGAUUCUAUGAGAUUUAUGUGAUAUUUGUUAUUGGACAAUACUUCUUAUAAUUAUUUGAUUUUAAAAACUACCAGAAACUAUAAAUAAGGAAUCUGACGGGAAAAUAUAAAUUCUAUAUACAUUUCAGACUAAUUUCAGAUUUUAGCAGUACAAUCAUGAUAGUUGUGUCUCAUUACAGUGGAAAUAAAAUUUCAAAAUGUUUUAUAUAACCCAUACAGUACAUACAUAAAAAUUUUCUACAGUAAAUGCACAAAUAUUUUGUUAAGCUAUUGUAGGUAUGAUUAAUACUUACCUUUUACAUUUGAUCGAAGUCGUCUCAUAAUUAUCAUUGUUAAAAGAAUUACCGCUGGGAAUUUAUCCAUGUCGAGUCUUGAAAACUCGUGGUGGCACCUCGUGUUCUAA
Molecule: messenger RNA, 10978 nt
Organism: Bombus huntii
Lineage: Eukaryota; Metazoa; Arthropoda; Insecta; Hymenoptera; Apidae
Gene: kl-3
Product: dynein axonemal heavy chain 8
Exons: 50
Coding region: 248-10513 (3421 amino acids)
Biological process (GO): microtubule-based movement
Cellular component (GO): dynein complex
Molecular function (GO): ATP hydrolysis activity; ATP binding; dynein light intermediate chain binding
Source: RefSeq, a predicted model, not a curated record